Messenger RNA from Penicillium concentricum, 423 nucleotides. RefSeq lists its product as uncharacterized. Bases 1 to 423 code for a protein of 140 amino acids. The transcript is spliced from 2 exons. Lineage: Eukaryota; Fungi; Ascomycota; Eurotiomycetes; Eurotiales; Aspergillaceae. The record is from RefSeq and is a predicted model, not a curated record.
AUGGGCAUCCGAAAGAGGAACUGCCUACAAAAGGGAAGAUGGCAACCCAGAACGAUCCCUCCAAAACGACUUCGAAAUGCACAACCGAGUACUUCAAAGCCGACAAACCCUUAUGACCCUGAGAAAAUCCACUCCAGUUCAAAUCCAGAUACCAUCCUGUCAAAGCUUCAUCUAGCCAAAGAACAAGGAAUGGUGGGCUGCAAAUCUAGAAAGAUUCCCACAAGGCUAUACACCAUGCAAUAUGAUCGAAACACAACGCAUUCCACCGUUUGGAGAAUCAACCCGACACCUUCUUAUUCAAACAUUCUGCCCGGAAGAGAUCAAACAAAAGAUCAUCACCAGCAGACGUCGAACCCAUACCCGGGAUCCCUAAACUUUCUCACGGUUCAAAGCGUUCUCCUUAUGAAACUACCCGUUACAUGA